AAACUGAACGCAUUGUCCAAUCGCUUUUGGAGCUGCGUGGAGCUCUCCAUUUAGUGAUACCGUUAAUUCGCUGAGUACCGUUCACGUGCUACGUAUCCAGAACCAGGUCCGGAAGGCAGAAACAGCCAUCGAUUUGCGAACUCGACGACGACAACAACAACAGCUAAACAAACUCUUCAAGCAGUAGAUCACUAAAGGAUCAAACAAAAACUCCUUUAAUCGUACUUUACUGAACCCGAACGCUCAAUAGCCAACCGCACCAGAGUUCAGAUUAUUUCAUUUCUUUUCGCUACGCGCACAAAAACCAACAAAAAACUUGAACUAUAGAAUGGUAGAAGGUGAUUCUGGAAAAAGUAAAAGCGAAUCCUAUAAUGUAGAAGCUGGACUACAACCAAACUACAAUCAGAAUAACGCAGCCGCAGGCGCUGGCAACGCAGCGCACAAUCCAAACAAUUCACCAAGUCUAACUGGCUCGAACAGCAAUUCAACGCAUAUUGAUAACCGUGCGAUCAUCCAGCCGUACUCGUUGGGCACGGGCGCUAAGCAGCCGGAAUAUCAAUUCGCUGCUGACAAUCGCGGCUACGAGCCGGAACCAAACACCAAUGGCAAGCAGCAGGACGUAGAGCGCGUCGGCGCUGGCGGUGCCGGCGAUAGCUCCGAUGAGGAUGCCAAGCACAAGACGCCGCUGCCGCCGCCAAACCGCCCGAUAGUCGCCAACUUCGAGCGGGCCAUCGAACUGUGCGAAUAUGGCAAAUUCCACUACAUACUGCUGGCCAUCUGCGGCCUGGUCAGCACAUCCGAGGAGAUGGACGUCAUAUCCAUGUCGUUCAUCCUGCCAUCGGCUGAAUGUGAUUUGGAUUUGGAUACUGGCACGAAGGGAUGGCUCAACUCGAUCAUUUUCAUUGGCAUGAUGGUCGGCGCCUAUUUCUGGGGCAGCAUCGCCGACAGCUUUGGCCGCAAGAAGAUCCUCAUUGUCAUCUCGUUCAUGAAUGCCCUCUGCAUCGUUGCCUCGUCGUUUUCGCAAUCCUAUGGCUAUUUCAUGCUGUUUCGCUUUCUCAAUGGCGCAGCGCUGGGCGGCAGCGGUCCUGUCAUCUGGUCGUACUUCGCCGAAUUCCAGCCGAAAGCGAAACGUGGCUCCAUGCUUAGCUUCAUGGCUGCCUUCUGGACCUUUGGUAAUCUGUUUGUGGCCGGCCUCGCCUGGCUGAUCAUACCCACACAGGUUGGCUUCAUAUCGGAAUACUUCACAUACAACUCGUGGCGCAUCUUCCUGUUGGUCUGCUCGUUCCCAUCGUUCUUGGUUGGCUUCCUGCUCUUCUAUCUGCCCGAGUCGCCCAAAUUUCUGCUGACGCGCGGCAAAAAGGACAAGGCCCUGGCCAUUUUCCGCGGCAUCUAUGUGACGAACACGAAAAAGAAGCCCGAAGACUAUAUGGUGUACGAUCUGGAGGUCGACGAGAAGCUGUCCACGGAGAGCGCUGUGGGCUUUAAGGGCAAAUACAAGCGCAUGAUCAGCGGCAUGGUGGAUCACAGUCGCGACCUGUUCAAGUCGCCCAUAUUGAGAUUCACGCUCGUCUCGAUCACCAUCAACUUUACAUUCCACAUUGGCUACUAUGGCCUGAUGAUGUGGUUCCCGGAGGUGUUCAAUCGCUACGAGGAAUACGAGAAAAGCCAUCCCGACCAGCCGGCCGAUAUCUGCGCUGUCACCGACUAUGUCGUCGAUCAGCUGCAGAAGGAGAGCCACAAUGGCACCUGCAAUUCGGAUAUACCCCAAUCGGUGUUCAUGGAAUCGCUGAUAACGCUCGCCUCCGCCCUGCCGGCGAAUCUGUUCGCCAUUCUCGGCAUGGAUCUGCUGGGCAGACGAUUCUUCCUGAUUGCCGGCACCCUCACCGCCGGCAUCUGCUCCGCUCUGAUGUACAUGGUGCGCAGCUCGGUGCAGAAUCUGAUCGUCUCGGCCGUAUUCAGCGGUGCGAUAUCGGCGGCAAAUGCGGCGCUCGAUUGCCUCAUCACCGAAGUAUUCCCCACCAAGCUGCGAGCGACGGGCGUGGCCAUAUCCAUGGUGGCCGCUCGUCUGGGCGGCAUCAUUGGCAACAUUGUGAUCGCCCAGCUGCUCGACAACUUCUGCCCGGUGCCGACAUUCAUAGUGUCCUUCCUGCUCAUCGGCGGCGGCCUCAUGUGCCUCCUGUUACCCAAUACGACGCGAAAGGAGCUCAAUUAAGCAACGUAUAGCAUACCCAUCCAUCCAAUUCUCCCCCUCCCCCUUCCCAUUCAAUGCAAGCUAUAUAGAAACAGCCAAAAA
Molecule: messenger RNA, 2293 nt
Organism: Drosophila arizonae
Lineage: Eukaryota; Metazoa; Arthropoda; Insecta; Diptera; Drosophilidae
Product: synaptic vesicle glycoprotein 2C
Biological process (GO): transmembrane transport
Cellular component (GO): membrane
Molecular function (GO): transmembrane transporter activity
Source: RefSeq, a predicted model, not a curated record